Molecule: messenger RNA, 609 nt
Organism: Apis florea (little honeybee)
Lineage: Eukaryota; Metazoa; Arthropoda; Insecta; Hymenoptera; Apidae
Product: probable inactive protein kinase DDB_G0270444
Source: RefSeq, a predicted model, not a curated record
AUGAUGAAAAUGAUGAUGAUGUACAUGAUAAUGAAGAUGAUGAAGUACAAGGUGAUGAUGAUGAUGAUGAUGAUGAAGUACAUGAUGAUGAUAGUAGAAAAAGUUGAAGUAGAAAUAGAAGAUGAAGUAGAAGUUGAAGAUAAAGUAACAGUAGAAGAUGCUAUAAAAAGAGAAGAUGUAGUAGAAAUAGAAGAUGAUGUAGAAUUUGAAGUAAAAGAUAAUGUAACAGUAAAAGAUGAAAAAGAAGUAGAAGAUGAUGUAGAAGUUAACGUAGCAGAUAAAGUAAAAGUAAAAGAUGAAGAAGUUGAAAUAGUAAUAGGAAAUGUAAUAGAAGUAAAAGGUGAAGUAGAAGUAGAAGAUAAAGUAACAGUAGAAAAUGAAGUAAAAGUAGAAGAUGAAGUAGAAGAUGAUGUGGAAAAUAAAGUGGAAAAUGAAGUAGAAGAAGAAGAUGAGAUAGAAGUAGAAGAUGAAGUAAAAGAUGAAAUUGAAAAGCUGAAGAAGAAGAAGAAGAAGAAAGAUGAAAUGAAAAAUGAAGUGAAAGCUGAAGAAGAAGAUGAAGUAGAAAAUGAAGUAGAAGUAAAUGGAGAAGAUGAAGUAGAAGAUGAGUAG